Molecule: messenger RNA, 926 nt
Organism: Salvia miltiorrhiza (redroot sage)
Lineage: Eukaryota; Viridiplantae; Streptophyta; Magnoliopsida; Lamiales; Lamiaceae
Product: protein NUCLEAR FUSION DEFECTIVE 2
Exons: 3
Coding region: 202-765 (187 amino acids)
Biological process (GO): rRNA processing; regulation of gene expression
Cellular component (GO): nucleus
Molecular function (GO): double-stranded RNA binding; ribonuclease III activity
Source: RefSeq, a predicted model, not a curated record
GAAGCCCAACAAUCACUAGUACUCCAUCAGUUAGCACUGCCAACAGUGAAAAGGAAAAGUAGAAUCUUCUAAACAAAUUAAGAAGUUGAAUUUGCAGAAGAGGUAAAGGUAAAGGUAAACAUCGUCACUCCCACUAUUACAGUUCACCUCUCAAAAUCACUGAAUUUCCCAUCGUCGUAGCAACGACUACGGAGCCCGAACAUGGGUUUUAGGGUUUCUAUUGUGCUCCUCUCUCUCUUGGUUGCCCUCCUUUCCCCCUCUGCGCAGGCAUUUUCAGAUGAAGAAUCAUCUUUGCCGGAGCUCUCGUUAAGAGUUUCAACGCCUUUCUCGAACGCACUCGCCAAUCUGCAAAAUCAGAUCAACUAUACGUUUAAGCGAGUUGGAUUGCUGCGGCGUGCAAUGACACACUCCUCCUACUCAGAGGAGAAUAACAAGGCUCUGAGUGUUUUGGGCGAAAGUGUAAUUGAGACCUCUGUCGCGCUGCAAUCACUAAGGAAAGAUGUGGAUAUUUCUGCCAAGGAUUUGAACCUUGCGAUUACUGAGGCGUCUAAGGUGGAGGGUUCCUGUAAUGCUGAUGGGAUCCGGCUUGGUUUGCAGAAUGUUGUGAGAGUCGCCAGCAAGACCAAUGCCACAGCUCCUGCUGUGGUCUGUGGGGCGUUUCGAGCACUUUUUGGGGCGAUCGCAAUUGAUGCUGGGAGUUCAGAUGAGGCUGGGGAUGUCUAUGGGAAAACCCGUAGUGGAGUUAGGAGUGCUGUGACAAUGUAGGUAAAGGUUGUUAAUAUUAGUAUGCGCGUUUGGAACUGUUUAAUAUCGUUGGUGUGUGCACUUGAUGGUUCUGAGAAUUAUGAUCUGUGUUUAAAUGUCAUGUAUUUGAAUUUGGUAUGUUGAAUGUUAUGUGCAUAUUACUUGACUGCGUGUUUUGAGUA